Agrilus planipennis (emerald ash borer) is the source of this 2702-nucleotide messenger RNA. RefSeq lists its product as uncharacterized. The transcript has 2 exons. The record is from RefSeq and is a predicted model, not a curated record. The coding region runs from base 640 to 1779 and encodes 379 amino acids. Gene Ontology annotation, molecular function: protein dimerization activity; DNA-binding transcription factor activity. NCBI's taxonomy places the organism in Eukaryota, Metazoa, Arthropoda, Insecta, Coleoptera, Buprestidae.
UUUGUUCGCACCGUGUCGCUGUGUAAAAUCAACUGCGAUCGUUCGGCGUAUGGACGUCGUGUACACCUGCUUGGGACCGCAUUCCGUGUACGAACGCGCCGAGUUCUCACACUAGCAGCAGCAGCAGCAUCAUCAUCAUCAUCAGGCAUCAGUAGGGCGACGAGACUUCCCCGGCGCCAGUGCACGUCGCCUCCGCCCCACCACUCACGCAUUCUCGCGACAAACCUAAGCAGCCGGCCGCCCGUUCGACGCCGUGGUCGUCGGUGGCGCGGUGGUAACAAACAGAUCACAGCAAGUGCCGUGCGCCUAUCGCCUGUACUCCAACAAAACGUCCUAUCGGGGUUUGUCAUGCUCGUGAUUGACCGCUUCUCGCUUGUUUGCUUUUCACUCGCAGUUCUUGUGAAGUAACGCAGAAGGCCGUGCAUGCUGUUUAAUGCAUCGCCGAUUACGAGUCGCGUACAAGGGUGCAUUAUAAUAAAUUGCUGGAAUUGUUUACCGCUUCCUGAUGAUUUUAUAAAAAAAGGAACAAAAACUGUUCUUCGAAAGUGUGCAGUUGUUGCGGUGAAUGUGUCUAUACCGAUACAUAGUUUGUUGUGAACUGAUUGCUUAAAGGAUUUAGAUAAAUAUACGUUGAUUAUUAUGACGAAUGGAAUUUGUAAAAGGAUUUUUCUAAAAGAAAAUAAUAUGUCUGCCACCGACCGGACUGGUGGGUACAGUUCGGACCUGUACACCGAAGAUGAUGAACUUGUUCAAGUCCACUCACCAACAGAUAGCAGUGAAGACAGCGUUGAAGUGAAGGUCAACCCUAUUCCUCUUCGAAGCAAGCGUAAAGGGACAGACCCUAAAAAAUUCGAUUUUUGUACUGUCACUCCUCCCCCUAAGAAACGAAUGUGCUUAAAAAUAUCUGAAGAAGAACGUAAAAAUGCCCGAGAACCUUUUAGACCUUGGAAUGUGUCAAACAAUACAAAAUGUCCUUCAAUUAUCGACACUACCACAACCAACACCAACACCACUCUUAAUCCUGCUUUAAGGGAUUCGUUAGUCCGAUGUCCUACCCCUAUUGGUGUCGAAAAUGAUUCCGAAUCUCCCUUACCUUUGCUCAAAAAAUCCACGUCUGAUGAACCCCAUCAAAGACUUGUCAAGAACAGUAAGAGUUCUUAUCGUCAUAUACCUGGUCCAGAUAAUUCGGACUUUAGUGAUGGUAGUACCUUGCGGGUCCCGUUUCAUCCAUCUUUUGCUCCUGUUGGAGCAGUCGUCGACGUGGAGAGGGCAAUUCAACAGUCCUCAAACGCGUUUCCGAGUUUGAGAAUGACCGAGUCUCCCGAAGAGUUUUCGUCAGAAGAUUCCAGAAAACCCACCAUCAGUGUUAAAAAUUUGGACAGUUUGAGAGAUAGCAACAGUGGUUGUAGUAGCAGUAAUAGUAACAAUAACAAUAACAGUAACCGCGCAAUCGGUAUACAAAGACGGGAGCAGAGGAACUAUAAGAAUAUGACGCGGGAAAGAAGGAUUGAGGCGAAUGCCCGAGAGAGGACCAGAGUUCACACGAUAAGUGCCGCAUUUGAUACGUUGAGGAGGGCGAUACCGUCGUACUCACAUAAUCAGAAACUUUCUAAAUUGUCCGUGUUGAGGAUAGCGUGUUCGUACAUAGCCACGUUGUCGAAUAUCGUUACGGAUUCGGAAGACCAAUGUGAAAAUUCUUUGGCAGAGUGCGUCGACAAUGUUACCAGGACUAUACAACGUGAAGGAAAACUGAGAAAAAAGAAGGACGAAAGUGAUUGAACUUGUCGAAAAAUCUUGAUUCAUGUUGUCAUAGUGUGGGAACAGCAAUAAAAAUACGUUUCAAUUUGACUCGAAGUUCAAAAGAAACGGUUUUCCUUGACCGGGGGUUGUUGUUGACUUCCGAAUUACGAAUCGCACGUCGUUCGCAGAUACGUAUAGGGGCCGUAUUUAGGCCUACGAUUUACUGAAUAGUUAAAUAUUCGUUAUUAUAAUUAAAACUAAAUUUUAUUUUAUUCAUGGUUGGUUCGAGUCGAUUAAUUAACAUAAUGAAAAAAUAGGAAGUACUUACGUUAAUGUUACUGUACGCCCAGAAUUCAUGUUGACGAGAAGAAAAUAUUUCCUAAGUACGCCCCUGAUAACGACGUGCGAUUCUUAUCCAUAAAAUACAAAAAACAAGUUGCCUACUCCCAAUAUUGGGCCGCCGGGGGGUGAAUUUAUGCUUAAAAAUUUUAGAAGGCUCCUACGCUUUUAUAUACCGAAUAACUAUUUGUAAUGUACAUAAAUAAGUACUUGGUAGGUAUCAUAUAAAUUCAUUUUUUAAAUUUUACUACAUUUUUUCGUGAAUAUGUACAAUAUUGCAAUCUCAUGAUUUUUGUUAUAUCUAUAAAUAUAUUAUUUUUAAUUUACUAUUUUCAGAUUUUGAAGUGUUUUCUUGUGCAUUUUGACACGCCAUUAUUACCUUUUUUUUUUUUAUUCUAGUUAUCUAUUCGUAUGUAUAUUGAACGUGAUAUUUUUUGUUUAUAUUUGUACAUUGUAUAAGUAUAAUAGUGUACUCAAGAAUGUGAUGAUUUUUUCAUCCUAUUUGUACAUAUAAGUCCGUAUUUUUGUACAAUUAUCGAAUACUGUGCCAUUUACUAAAAAAUUUGUUACGAAUUUACAAUGAAUGUUUUUUUAUUAUGGCAGUUCUGCUUUCAGUUUUUUUA